Messenger RNA from Perca fluviatilis (European perch), 2078 nucleotides. RefSeq lists its product as uncharacterized. Lineage: Eukaryota; Metazoa; Chordata; Actinopteri; Perciformes; Percidae. The record is from RefSeq and is a predicted model, not a curated record. Bases 95 to 1513 code for a protein of 472 amino acids. The transcript has 5 exons.
AUGGAUCACAGCAGAACUGAGGGAGGCCUCCUCUCCUGAGAACUUGCUAAGAAGAGGGAGGUCAUCCUGAUGUUGGGUACAGAGUCUGGAGCCUAUGAAGAGGGCCAAAUAUCACAGUAUGUCUCAAACUGGUGAUGUGAGCAUGGAGCCUCUGAAAUGGCCAAUAGCUCCAGAUGGCUACAUCCCCAACUCUGUCAUCCGAAACUGGAGGAAGAAGAGAAAGGAUCUUAACAAUGUGUACUGUUUUGAUGACUUUUAUAGUUCUCAUCAGGUGAAUAAAUGCACAGCAAAUGAUGAGGAACAUGUGAGCACAAGAGUUUUCUGGAUCAUACAAGAUGAUGAGGAAGAGGAAGAAAAGACAGAUGAUGUGAAAUGGAGAACGGGCGAAAAGGAAGAUGAGAAAAAUGAGAAAGCCAAGAAGGAAAAAACAAAGGUGCAGGAAAAGGAAAGGGUGGAUGAGAAGAAAGAGAAGGAAGAACACAAGAUGGAAAGAUAUGUCCUGACGCAGAUAAACACUAACACUACUCUGCAGAACCAGCUGAAAACAUUUGAUGACGGACAAAUGAAUUUGGAGCCUCAAAGGCAAGAAGUCCACUCAACAUUUAAUCCAAGAAAGACUGUGAACUUCCUACCAACCAUCUGUCCUAAACAUGGACCUAAACAACUCAGAGAGCAAACAAAGCUUCAUGAAACCAUCACACCUCCCCUCCAGUCGGGCACAGAGAGAUACUCUGUGUCCGAUAAACAAAGAACAUCCAGUUUAAUUCCUAAAGAGUGGCCGGAGCCUCCAUUGGAAAGUCCUGUGGUGUCUGUAGAUGCUGUCAUCCCAAAGCAAGAACCCAGAACCUCGUGCAUACCACCUACAAAGCCCGAAAACAUGACUCCUUAUCCCCUGAAGGCUCCUCCUUCAACCCCAGAGGAUCAUCAACCCCAACUAGACCUUUGGCCUCCUAAAUGCUCGCCAAUGAAGCGAGAGAUAAAGAGAGAUAAAGGGUUCCUCCUGUCUUCGACCAAAUAUAACAACAUCAGAGACCAACUACAGGUAACCCUUGAUCAAAAAGUCUUGAAGCUUUAUAAAAAAUUGAAAGCUGGCACCAAGAACUCGUCACGCCUUGGAAAACACUCCACCAUUACUGAGCACCCAGCUACUUCUAAGGCUAUGCAGGCUCGCAAAGGCUUCUGUCCUCCUGCUGAUUCUAAGGCUAUACACACUCUCCAAGACUUCUGUUCUCCAUGGGUAGCACAGUUGGCCGCUAGAGAGCAUCCAGUCAAGUCUUCCAAUGCCAGACAACUUGCGGCAACCAUCCCAGCAACAGGACAUCAGAGAUUGGUGCAAAAGAUCCAGAUGAAAGACACUCUAGAACCAGCAUCCUUUCACUUCCACCAUGUGAUCCCAAUGUACUCCCAACAGAGCUUCUUUACUUUGAAUCCAUCUGGGACGACCCAGUACGGAAGGCUGCAGUUUCACUGGAUAAGGGGACAUGAUAUAGGUGGCUUUGUUCCAUCUUUAUAGAUCGACUUAGCAACUGGCCAGCUCUUGAAUUAUUUCAUAAUGAGGUAUCUGGCUGAACAAUAAAAUCAUCUGUUGCAUUAAUACAAUAAUUUAGGUUCAAACUAUGGUAAUGGUGAUGUUAGUUGGUUGGUCUUUGGUCCAGACUAACAUUUCUCAACAAAUUUUGUACAAACAUUCAUGAUCCCAAGAAAAUGAACCCUACUAAAUUUAGACAUAGGCCUACCCUUACUUUUCCUCAUGACCAUGUCACAACUGUCCAGUCACCAUCAAUUCAUGUCAUUGGUUCCUAGGCAUUGUAUCCUAAUAAUUUUGGUGACACCUAGCGCCACCAGCAGGUUGACAUUUGUGGUUGAAAUGUCUCAAAAACUAUCGGAUGCUUUGCAAUUUCAUUCAUGUCCCCCCAAAUUAAUUUUAACAACUUUCUUAAUUGCCUGUUGAUUCUUUUAGUCGUUAGUUUGUUGUAAGUAUGAACUGAUAUUUUGUGGUGUUAAUCAACUGCAACAAGUGUCUGAGCUGUCUGUUGAUAUAUGAUUAAUAACAAUACAUAGGACAAAAAACAUGGACA